Molecule: messenger RNA, 675 nt
Organism: Anisakis simplex (herring worm)
Lineage: Eukaryota; Metazoa; Nematoda; Chromadorea; Rhabditida; Anisakidae
Source: the annotation of a GenBank genome assembly
AUGAAGAAUGAUAUUAAAGGUGUGAAACCGGAAUGGAUGCAAGUGCAUCGCAUAAUAAACCAUGUGCAAUACGGUAAAACACAAUUCGAUUAUCUGGUGAAGUGGCGAGAGUUGGUCUAUGAGCAGGCGACAUGGGAACGCGACGAUUUCGAGAUUAUCGGCUAUGAGGAGGCGAUCAUGAAAUACUGGCAGCAUCGCGAACGUAUGAACGGUGAUAUAAUACCGAAACAUAUCGCCAAGAAGAUAGCAGCCAAACGGGCAGCUGACGGUAUCGAUGAGGAAGAGGAAAAUAAGAAGAAGAAGAAAAGAGACGUCAAAUUUGAUAUUCGGAAGAAAUACGAAGAGCAGCCAGAUUUUACCAACGAGACAGGCGGUAAAUUGCACGAUUAUCAAUUGGAGGGUAUAAACUGGUUAAGACAUUGUUGGUCACAAGGCACCGACGCGAUCUUGGCCGACGAGAUGGGUCUGGGUAAGACAAUUCAGUCGAUGGUGUUCUUGUACUCGUUGGUGAAGGAAGGACAUACGAAGGGACCAUUCUUGGUGAGUUUAUUUAUGGUAUUCAGUUAUUUUUUGGAUUUUGAUCGAUAUAAAGUUGAAACGGUGGCUGCACCGUUGUCGACGUUGAUCAAUUNUUUGGUGUCCGGACUUUUACGUGGUCACGUAUGUGGGCGAUAA